Molecule: messenger RNA, 1478 nt
Organism: Lutra lutra (Eurasian river otter)
Lineage: Eukaryota; Metazoa; Chordata; Mammalia; Carnivora; Mustelidae
Gene: TCN1
Product: transcobalamin 1
Exons: 9
Coding region: 48-1352 (434 amino acids)
Biological process (GO): cobalamin transport
Molecular function (GO): cobalamin binding
Source: RefSeq, a predicted model, not a curated record
CAAUAAAUAGCCAGACAAGUCCUCACCAUUCCUGAACACUUGGAAAGAUGAGACAAUCUCACCAGCUGCCCCUACUGGGGCUCCUAUUGUUUUCUCUUAUUCCAAGACAACAAUGCGAGAUCUGUGAGGUAAACAAGGAAAACAAAGCUGCUCUAAAACCUCUGAUACAUACAAUGAUCAAUUCAAAUUAUACCAAAAGAAUCCAUGCCGCCAAUGCACUGCUGUCCCUCAGACUUUGUGGGUCCCUGAACCAAAGCCAAGAUCAACAUCUGACUGAACAAUUCAUACUCACUGUGAACAGUACAGAGCCAUCUUUAACCUCGGGACAGCUUGCCUUGGCUAUACUGGCUUUGGGAGCAUGUAAAGCACCUGGUGGAAUGUCUAUAAAUUAUUCUGAACUGGUCAAAAGACUAGGAAAUAAAUACAAAGCAGAAAUCAGAAAUAUGGAAGAUCAUAAUGGUAAUCCACUGACUAACUACUACCAGCUCAGCCUGGACAUUUUGGCCUUGUGUCUGUUCAGUGGGAAUUACUCAAUCACUGAAGUUGCUAAAUUCCUCAAUCCUGAAAAUAAAAAUUACUAUUUUCAUGGACAGUUCUCAGUAGAUACUGGUGCGAUGGCUGUCCUGGCUCUGACCUGUGUGAAGAACAAAGCAAGAGGGCAGAAACAAAUAGAUAGAAAGGAUAUAGAGAAUAUUAAUAAUUAUACAGAGUCACUGAUAAACAAGAUUCUGUCUCAGAAAACAGAAAAUGGUCUCCUCGGAAACAUAUAUAGUACAGGAGAAGCUAUGCAGGCUCUCUUUGUCUCACCCAACUAUUACAAUGAAAAUCAAUGGGUUUGCGAAAAAACACGGGAUACAGUGCUCACAGAAAUUUCUCGAGGAGCAUUCCGAAUGCCAACUGCUGCAGCUCAAAUCUUACCGGCCCUGAUGGGAAAGACCUACUUGGAUGUUAACAAAGACUCUUCCUGUGUCUACAGCUCAGAUUCCUUCCACACUUCCACUCAGGAGCCUAUUAUAUCAGUGACACCUGCUGUCUCACCUUCACAAAUCCAAGUAAAUUACUCUGUGGUAAUUGAUAACAGAAAAGAUCGCAUUGUGGUCUCUGUGACAGAUGGUUCUGUCUUCCUAAAUGUGAUGGAACAAGCUCAGAAAGAAAAUCCAACUCUAUUUAGGUUCGAAACAAAGGAGACUGCAUGGGGCCCCUACAUAAUCAGUGUUCGGGGCAUAAAGGCCAGCACUAAUGACAGGACCUACUGGGAGCUCCGGAGCAAUGGUGAACACCUAAACCAAGGAGCUGGUAGUUACAUUGUCCAUGCAGGAGAUGAUUUGGAGGUUCGCUGGAGCACAUACUAAUAAAUUCAAACAGUGGACUUACAGGCAGAGAUUGGCCUCAUAAAUUCCUUUUCUCUCACCUCCAUUUUAAUAGGAGCAUCAAUAACCUCCCCUUCUCUCUUUAUGUGUUCAAUAAAAGAUCAACAA